AUUUUAUAAGAAAUUACCUUAUAUUUACAUUUUGUAGGUUAUUCACAUGUUUUGUGUACAUCAUGAAAAUUUUGCUAAAAUCUCAAAAAAAAAAUAAUGCAAAUUCCUUGGUCCAUCUUCCUUUACCUUACCAUAUUUCAUUUGAUUUACAUUCCACCACGACUCACAGUGUUCGCCGGAGACGUAAAACCGCGCACCGUCAUCGUCGUCGAUCAAUCGGGCCAUGGACACUUUAGUAAAUUACAACAUGCGAUCGAUUCAGUUCCAGAACACAAUUACAAGUGGAUUGAAAUUCAAGUUAGAGCGGGUGUUUACCGUGAAAAGGUAGAAAUCCCGUCUAACAAGCCUUACAUAAGCCUAGUCGGGGACGACAGAGACACCACCGUGAUACAAUGGUGGGACGGAGGAGGCAGUGCUACACCGGAGUACGCAACAUUUUCAGUGUAUGCAGACAACUUCGUUGCAAGACACAUUACUUUCAAGAACUCGUUUCAUCCGGUUACCAUUUCCCAAGCUCCGGCAGCUUCAAUAUUUGGAGAUAAAGUUGCAUUUUACGAUUGUGGGUUUAUUGGUGUACAAGACACAUUGACCGAUUUCUUGGGACGUCACUUGUUCGAUGGGUGUUACAUCGAAGGUUAUAUUGAUUUCAUUUGGGGAUAUGGUCAGUCUAUAUAUCAUGGUUGCACGAUAAAUGUGACGAGUGGACCGUACAAUGAUAGAAUAUACGGGGCUGGUUACAUAACAGCACAAGGAAGGGAAAGUAUAGAAGACACAAAUGGGUUCGUGUUCAAAUAUUGUAAGGUGGUAGGAAAUUCCUAUGCAUAUCUAGGGAGACCAUAUCAAACGUAUUCUAGAGUCGUUUUUUACAAAAACUACCUCUCUGAUAUCGUUGUUCCUCAAGGUUGGAAUCCCGCCUUCAUUUUCGGCCAUAGAGGUUCAGCAGCACAUGAGGAAGUGGAUUGUGUGGGACCUGGUUCAGACAAAUCUCAACGAGUAAAAUGGGGGAGAAACCUAAAUACUGACGAAUUAAACAGUCUUUUAAACCCUAACACAUUUAUCAACCAAGAUCAUUGGAUUGAGAAUCAGCCUCCCCCAACUAAAAGAAGGGCUCUACAUAAGUUUUUGACAUCAAAAACAACCACCAGAUCCACCACCAUGCCGGAAUUCCGACAACGACGAACUCCAUUGUCGCGCUCAUUCCCUUUCGUCCAUCCUCGAAGGGGCUAAUCAAUUAAGCAGCUACUUAAGUUCCCUAAAUAGACGCCCAAUUGUGCAGAAGUAGUUAAUUUAUUGUUACGGAUUAUGGAUUGAUUAAAUACUUGUAAUUUUUUUUUUCUUUUGAGGGAAUCGUUAGGCCGAUAUAUUAUAGUAAUAAAUCAAUAUUCGCCAAGGUCGUUAGACUUUGGGGAAGUUCUCAACACAAACAAACUCACGAUCAUCAGUUUUCCAUCUCGCAACAAGAUGAGCCACCGUAUUACCAACCCUACGUACAUGAUUACAGUAAAAAGACUCAAAAGACAUUGUCCACUUAGCUAUAUCCUCAUUAAAUACUUGUAAUUCGGAGUAAUUAAUUGUUUAAACUUUCUUUUUAUUUAUUGCAAUGAAAAAAAAUUAGAGUUUUGAUCGUGAUACUUAUUUUGUUAGAUAUAGUUCGUGUCCGUAAAAUGUAACCUUUAUAUAAUGAAAAUAUAUUCAUAUAAACAACUAAUUUAUGAUC
Spinacia oleracea (spinach) is the source of this 1717-nucleotide messenger RNA. RefSeq names its product probable pectinesterase 29. The transcript has 5 exons. NCBI's taxonomy places the organism in Eukaryota, Viridiplantae, Streptophyta, Magnoliopsida, Caryophyllales, Amaranthaceae. Bases 97 to 1227 code for a protein of 376 amino acids. Gene Ontology annotation, molecular function: pectinesterase activity. The record is from RefSeq and is a predicted model, not a curated record. Gene Ontology annotation, biological process: pectin catabolic process; cell wall modification.